GCUCUGUGAUCGCGUAAAGUCGCCACCGAAGGCACUCUUUGCGCUCCAUACAGAGCUAAAGUUCAGAGCCAGAGAGAAAACAUGGCAGGGUAUAUGCGUGGAAGUAUGAGUGAAUUUGCCGAAAAACACAUGAAGCGUCAUGGCUGGAAAGCAGGUAGUGGACUUGGAAGAAAUGAGGAUGGCAUCUCAGAGCCUAUCAAAGUCAAGAUCAAGAGAGACUCUGCUGGGGUUGGACAUGAUCCUGCAGAACAGUUUACAUUCCAUUGGUGGGAUCAUGUCUUCAAUAAAGCCGCUAGUAACAUCCAAGUAACGAACAAUGAGGAUGGAGUUGUGGUACUUAAUAAGAAGGAAGGUAGUCACAUGAUCACUAAUGAAAAACCUGUCAAGUCAUCCAACAAGAAAAAUACACUUUAUGGAAUGUUUGUGAAGAGUGCAACAUUAACACCUGCAGGUGAGCAAUCUGUGUCUUCCUCAUCUGAGGAAGAAGAUGAUCUAAAGAUUGAUUUCUCAUCUGGUUUGGCCGAUGACGAGUUGUUCAAGGCAUGUGGGGGCAGGACUGCGCAUAAAGGGGCACGUCAUGGAUUGAAAUCAAAUGGCAAACUGCAACGACUUCAAGAACAAGAGAGAUUAGUAAAGACAAAGAAGGAUGCCAAAAAUGAACCAGUUGAUGUCAGAGAUGAGGAUGUUGCAAGAAAAAAGAAGAAAAAAAAGAAAAAGAAAUGUGAAGAUGAUGGUAAUAUAGAAGAUCCUAUUGAUAAUAUGAAGAUUGGAAAGAAGAAAAUAAAGGAAAAGAAAUCAGAAGAAAUCGAAAAUAUAAAUUAUCCUAUUGAUGGUGUGUGGACUGAAAAAAAGAAAAGAAAGAAAAAGAAAUCACAAGAUAUUGAAAAGAAAAGAAAACGAAAAACUACAAUGACCAAUGGUGAAUCUAUAGAGGGCAGUAUAUUAUCAAAUAUGUUGGAAGAAUGUGAAGACAUUACAGAUCCUGCUGAAGAUUUACCAGACGUUGGUGAGGAAGAAAGUGUUGUGAGGAAACGAAAGAAAAAAACACACAAUAGGGAAAUUAAUAUUGAACGUGAAAAUGAUGAAAAUGUAUUACAAAAAUCAAGAAAGAGAAAUAAGGAAAAGCGAUUAUCCCCAUCUAAACAGUCAUCAAGUAAAGAUGAAGUGAAUGGAAUUGUAUUGCACGAGAAUGACAUUAUUUCAAAAAAAGUUAGGGAAAAAAAGAAAAAGAGGAAAGAUAUAUGUGAAUAACUACGUAAAUAAAUCAAUAUUUUAAAUAAAAUGUACAAGUCACUUAAGUACUAUUUUACUUCGGUUUUAUUUUGUAAAUUGUAUGUACAUGUUGUACAUGGUAUGUGAAAUUUAUGCAGUAGAUUUAAAUGGUGUACCUGGAUAAAUUUUUGCAUUAGAACAAUUAAAUUUUAAUAUCAAUAAUGAUCAUGUCAUAAUAAACAGAAACAAUCCCA
Molecule: messenger RNA, 1466 nt
Organism: Anneissia japonica
Lineage: Eukaryota; Metazoa; Echinodermata; Crinoidea; Comatulida; Comatulidae
Product: G patch domain-containing protein 4-like
Exons: 6
Coding region: 82-1251 (389 amino acids)
Biological process (GO): regulation of ribosome biogenesis
Cellular component (GO): nucleolus
Molecular function (GO): nucleic acid binding
Source: RefSeq, a predicted model, not a curated record